Molecule: messenger RNA, 1953 nt
Organism: Colletotrichum orchidophilum
Lineage: Eukaryota; Fungi; Ascomycota; Sordariomycetes; Glomerellales; Glomerellaceae
Product: major facilitator superfamily transporter
Exons: 3
Coding region: 1-1953 (650 amino acids)
Biological process (GO): transmembrane transport
Molecular function (GO): transmembrane transporter activity
Source: RefSeq, a predicted model, not a curated record
AUGUUUUUCAAAAAGCGCGACAAGGGCGCCGUUCCCGCAACGACACCGACGAGCGAACCACCCGCCUCAUCGCGGACGAGCAAGAUCCACGAUGACGAGGAACAGCAACAGCACCCUGCGCAAAAUGCUCUCACGCAUACGUCGACGACGCGCUCGAUCCAGUACCCAUCCGGCGUGAAGCUCUUCCUCAUUAUGCUCUCCAUCCUGGUGUCCAUGUUCCUCGUCGCAUUGGACCGCCUCAUCAUCGCAACGGCGAUACCCCAAAUCACUGACGAAUUCCACUCCGUCACCGACAUUGGCUGGUACGGCAGCGCCUACCUCCUAACAACCUGCGCCUUCCAGCUCCUCUUUGGCAAGCUCUACGCCUUCUUCCCCAUCAAGCGCGUCUUCCUCUGCUCCGUCGUCCUCUUCGAAAUCGGCUCCGCCGUCUGCGGCGCGGCCCCGAGCAGCGCCGCCUUCAUCGUCGGCCGUGCCAUCGCGGGCAUCGGCGGCGCGGGCAUCUUUGCGGGGACCAUUGUCGUCAUGGUCCACUCCGUCCCGCUGCACCGCCGUCCCAAGUACCAGGGAUCCUUUGGCGCCGUGUUCGGCAUCGCCUCCGUCUUGGGCCCGCUGCUGGGCGGCGCGUUGACGACCAAAGUCACCUGGCGGUGGUGCUUCUACAUCAACUUGCCGUUGGGCGGUGUCGCGCUGCUGGUCGUUGCGUUUGUGAUGAGGCCGCCGGAGCAGGACCUGGCCGAGUCUUCGUUGUGGGAAAAGUUGAGGCAGCUUGAUUUCCCGGGGACGUCGGUUUUCAUCCCCGGGGUUGUGUGUCUGCUUCUUGCGCUGCAGUGGGGUGGUGUCAAGUAUGCUUGGAGCAAUGGGCGGAUAGUUGCCCUCCUAGUACUCGCCGCCGUACUCCUCCUAUCCUUCAUCGCCAUCCAGAUCCUCCGCCCCAACACGGCAACCGUCCCCCCGCGCAUCAUCCGCCAACGCUCCAUCGCCUUUGCAGCCUGGGCGGCCUUCUCCCUCGGCGGUCAGAUGAUGCUGGUCGCGUACUACCUCCCCAUCUGGCUGCAGGCGAUCAAGGGGUUCUCGGCCGUCGAGUCCGGCAUCCGCACGCUGCCGCUGGUGCUCUCCCUGACCGUCUUCGCCGCCGUGACGGGCGGCAUCAUUACAAAGAUUGGGUACUACACGCCCGUGAUGCUGGUCGGCAUCUGCAUCAUGGCCGUCGGCGCGGGCCUGCUGACGACGCUGCGCGUCGACACGAGCACGGCCAAGUGGGCGGCGUACCAGGUCGUCUUUGGCAUCGGGCAGGGCAUGUCGUUCCAGGCGCCGAACCUCGCCGCGCAGACGGUGCUCACCCUCAAGGACGUGCCUGUGGGCGCGAGCAUCAUGUUCUUUUCGCAGACGCUCGGCGGCGCCGUGUUUAUCUCUGUCGGGCAGACGGUGCUUAACAACGAGCUCGUGAAGAGGAUUCGGGGCCUGCCUGGGCUCGAGGGGAUCAACCUGCAGACCACGGGCGCGACAUCGCUGACGGAUCUGCCGGACAAUGUGAGGGGACCCGUUCUGGAGGCGUAUAACGGGGCGCUGAGGGUCGUGUUUGUGGUUGCGCUGGUGAUGGUUUGCUCGGCCUUCAUCGGGGCCAGCGGCAUGGAGUGGAAGAGCGUGAAGAAGGAGCAGCAGGCGAAGAAGAAGGCCAAGGAGGAUGCCGAGGCGGCUGAGGCGGCGGCGGCGGCUGAGGCGGCUGCCGUUGGCGGGGUGUCCGGGGUUGCGGCGGCUACCGUUGCUGCUGCGGCGCAGAGGGAGAAGGAGGAGGAGCUCGAUGAGGGGAGCGAAAGGGACGUUGACGAUGUCGAGAAGCCGAGGGGGCGGAGUCUGAAUCGCGAUGAGACGGAAAAGGGGGCUGAUGAUGACGGUGCGAUCUUGAGACAGGGGGAUGAGGUUAGGGCGGUUGAGGGAACGAAGCAUAUUUAG